Molecule: messenger RNA, 2238 nt
Organism: Cuculus canorus (common cuckoo)
Lineage: Eukaryota; Metazoa; Chordata; Aves; Cuculiformes; Cuculidae
Product: cytochrome P450 2J2
Exons: 10
Coding region: 269-1747 (492 amino acids)
Biological process (GO): xenobiotic metabolic process
Cellular component (GO): cytoplasm; intracellular membrane-bounded organelle
Molecular function (GO): iron ion binding; heme binding; oxidoreductase activity, acting on paired donors, with incorporation or reduction of molecular oxygen, reduced flavin or flavoprotein as one donor, and incorporation of one atom of oxygen
Source: RefSeq, a predicted model, not a curated record
GUGACUCAGAUGGUCGAGGGAAGGUUUACGCAACCUUAUCUGGGAUGUCCCUCUGACCCGGGGCUGGGUCUGGGGCGCUUCGUACCAGCAGAGGAGCUGCUGCAAACGAGAAAGCAGGAGGCCCGCGGAGCGUCUGGAGCCCCCGCGGCAGGAGCUGCUCCAGCACAUCGCCCGUCUUCCCCUCGUCCGUGGGGUUCCGCGGCUCUUGUGAGCUCCACCUGCCCUGACUUGCUGCAGGACACGUCCUGCAGAGCCCCACCGUCCACCUAUGCUGCGCUUCCUUUGGGAGGGCAUCUCCUUCCAGGUGCUCCUCGUCUUCCUCAUCGUCUUCCUGCUCGUUGCCGACUACAUGAAGCGCAGAAAGCCGAAGAACUACCCUCCCGGCCCCUUCGCCCUCCCCUUCGUGGGGCACCUCCACUUAAUGAACUUCAAGAAUCCCCUAAAAGCAGUGGACAAGAUAACUGAAAAAUAUGGUGAUAUCACCAGCACGCAGGUGGGCGGCUUGUCAUUUGUGUUCGUUAGUGGGAUGCGGAUGAUAAAAGAAGUUCUUGUAAACCACGGGGAAGACUUCAUCGACCGCCCUGACAUUCCUAUUAACAGGGAGAUCUUCAAUGACAUGGGACUGAUCUCCUCCAAUGGGUACCUGUGGAAGCAGCAGCGAAGGUUCACCUUGACCACUCUUAGAAACUUUGGCCUGGGGAAGAGGAGCCUGGAGGAGCGCAUCCAGGAGGAGUGCGGAUACCUUGUGGAUGUGUUUAUGGAUGAGCAGGGGAAUCCUUUCAAUCCUCUCUUUAAAAUCAAUAAUGCCGUAUCAAACAUCAUCUGCUCAAUUCUGUUUGGCAAUCGAUUUGACUACCAUGAUGAGAACUUCCAAAAAUUGCUGCAGCUAAUCGAUGAGACGAUGAGCCUCCAGGCGAAUGUCAUGAGCCAGCUGUACAACUCCUUCCCCUCUAUAAUGAAGUACCUACCUGGAUCCCACCAAACCGUUUUUAAGAAUUGGAAGUUGUUGAAAAGUUUUGUAAAAGAGAAGGUUGACAAACACAAGGAGGACUGGAAUCCUUCAGAGAGCCGGGACUUCAUCGACAGCUACCUGCAGGAGAUAGCCAAGGACAAUGGUGGCAGCAUCUUCCAGGAGGAAAACCUCUUGGCCUGUGCACUCGACCUGCUGAUAGCUGGCACUGAGACCACGUCCACAACCAUCCGCUGGGCAAUACUGUAUAUGGCUAAAUAUCCGGAAAUUCAAGCCCGUGUGCAAGCUGAGAUUGAUACGGUCAUUGGACAGGCACGGCAGCCAGCCCUGGAGGACAGGGACAAAAUGCCCUACACCAAUGCUGUCAUCCAUGAAGUGCAGAGGAAGGGCAACAUCAUCCCAUUCAACGUGCCAAGAAUGGCGGUGAAGGACACUGACUUGUGUGGCUUCCACAUACCAAAGGGUACAGUUGUGCUCACAAACCUGACCUCACUGAUGUUUGACAAGAACGAGUGGGAAACCCCUGAGACUUUUAACCCUGGACAUUUCCUGAAGGAUGGUCAGUUCCGUAAAAGCGAGUAUUUUCUGCCAUUUUCUAUAGGGAAGCGUGCUUGCUUGGGUGAGGUGCUGGCCCGCACCGAGCUCUUCCUCUUCUUCACGGCUCUGCUCCAGAAAUUCACCUUCCAGGCACCCCCGAACACCACACUCAGCCUCGAGUACCAGCUGGGUAUCACGGCAGGCCCACGGCCCUACAAGAUCUGCGCCGUGCCUCGGUAAGGAAGCCGUGGUCUUCAUCCUCGCAAAGGAAAUCCCUUUGGCAGGGUUGCUGCAAACAAGCCCUUGGGGGCUCCUUUAGGCAGCGGUAACGACCAUUCAGCUGCAGGGAGAGGCUGGGUGGUUUGUUUGUUUCUUUUAAAGCAAUUACAAAAUCAUUUCUUUUACAAGCAGACCUUGCACUCUGUAUCACAUGAGAAAGGUGAUCAGUCAGGCAUCUGCCAGGGCACUUUUAGGCUUGCAAUACAGCACUAUAAAUGGGCUUGGGGUUUUCUUAAUUUUAUGAUGGAUGAUUCACAGUGGCAAGGGAAUGAGCAACACUUAGAGUUGAGUUAGAGAUUGCAGCGAUCAGUGGCUGUGUACUGUGGAAGAGCAGCCCUUGUUUUAUAACUUUAAUACAGGUAGUAAUUGCCAGCAUUUUUUAAUUUUAUUAUCCUUGAAAAAUAAUCCAUUAAUAAAGACUAACUCUAUAACAUCUCUUUCCUGUGCAUCAA